AUGGGAUUCUAUCGCUCCCUUCUGAUCCGCAGCGCUACGAACAGCACCAAAUUCUCAAAGUCUGCCUCCUCUUCAGCUUUCUCACACAAUUCCAGACCUUUCGAUUCUUCCAAUUUUUCGUCUUCUGGUUGGUUUUGCAACUGGAGGAGAUCGCUCUGUCAUGGCGAUGGCAAUGUCUCUUCAAAGUCAGGUGAGUCGUCGUCGUCGUCAAUAUCGUCGGCAUCGUAUCACUUGAGCGGUGGGCCUUCUUAUAUGCGCGGAGCUGUGUUUUGGGAACCAAAUAAGCCUCUAACUUUCGAGGAUUUCCACAUGCCUCGCCCCAAAGCCGGUGAAGUUCUCAUCAAAACCAAGGCCUGUGGGGUUUGCCACUCUGACCUUCAUGUAAUGAAAGGUGAACUUCCAUUUGCUAGUCCUUGUGUCGUGGGGCAUGAGAUCACUGGUGAGGUGGUUGAACAUGGGCCACUCACUGACAGCAGAACCAUUGAAAGGUUUCCUGUUGGAGCUCAUGUUGUUGGAGCUUUUAUAAUGCCUUGCGGUAGCUGUUUCUUUUGCACUAAGGGUCAAGAUGAUUUGUGUGAGGCUUUCUUUGCUUAUAAUCGAGCGAAAGGCACACUUUAUGACGGUGAAACACGGUUGUUUCUUCGCAGCAGUGGUAAUUAA
This is a messenger RNA of Ilex paraguariensis (yerba mate), 660 nucleotides long. The record is from the annotation of a GenBank genome assembly. Lineage: Eukaryota; Viridiplantae; Streptophyta; Magnoliopsida; Aquifoliales; Aquifoliaceae.